GCGCGCGUUGAGGCGGCGCAGGGAGCGCCGGUCCUGUUCGUGGCGUGAGGUGGCGGCGUGAGCGGCUGAGGUGGCACAGCUGGGAUGUCGCGCACGUUGCAGCUUUGCCGGUUCCAUUCAGCGUUGCUGCAGAGCAGGCAGCCACCCUGGCUGUCCCCAGUUGUAUUCCUCAGGAAAAACUUGACAGCGGGACCUGCACGGUCAUUACUUGCAAGCCCUGCAGUUCCCAGACCCCUAUGGAAGAAGGCAAUUUCCGCCGUGGUGGUGGGUGUGCCCCUGCUAUUUGGCCUUCGCUACGCUGUUGCCAACAAACGAGAAAGGAGGAAGAUGAGGCUUUUGGCAGAUGGCAUUGGUCGAUUUGGCAGGUCUCUCAAAGUGGGCCUGCAGAUCUCCAUGGAUUACUGGUGGUGCACAAAUGUGAUUCUCCGAGGGGUGGACGAGAACAGCCCUGGCUACAUGGAGGUGAUGUCAGCGUGUCACCAGCGGGCAGCUGAUGCUCUGGUGGCUGGAGCCAUCCUCAAUGGAGGUCUCUAUGUGAAGCUGGGCCAGGGACUCUGCUCCUUUAACCACCUGCUCCCUCCUGAGUACAUCACCACCCUUCGCCUGCUGGAGGACAAAGCCCUCACUCGGGGCUACAAAGAGGUGGAUGAGCUGUUCCUGGAGGAUUUCCAGGCCCCAGCCAAUGAGGUGUUCCAGGAAUUUGACUAUGAGCCUGUAGCAGCAGCCAGCCUGGCCCAGGUGCACAAAGCAAAGCUGAAGGAUGGCACAGAGGUGGCCGUGAAGGUGCAGUACAUUGACCUAAGGGACAGGUUUGACGGGGACAUCCACACCCUUGAGCUCCUGCUGCAGAUCAUCGAGUUCAUGCAUCCCAGCUUUGGCUUCAGCUGGGUCCUCAAGGACCUAAAAGGGACCUUGGCCCAAGAACUGGACUUUGAGAAUGAGGCUCGGAACUCGGAGCGCUGUGCCGAUGACCUGAAGCACUUUGGCUACAUAGUAGUGCCCCGUGUUCACUGGGACAAGUCCAGCAAGAGGGUGCUGACUGCUGACUUUUGUAAUGGCUGUAAGGUCAACAACGUGGAAGAGAUCCAGAACCAGGGGCUCAGUUUGAGUGAUAUAUCAUCUAAAUUGAUCCGAGUAUUUGCUGAACAGAUCUUUUAUACGGGCUUCAUCCACUCAGAUCCCCACCCUGGAAAUGGUAAGAUGCCACUCUUGAGAGGGAAAAGAUUAGUCUGGCCAUUUAAAGUUGGGCUAAGUUUAGGUACUCCCCACCCAUAUUCUCUCUUAGUAUUGGUACGGAAAGGCUCAGAUGGGCAGGCAGAAUUGGUGUUGCUGGAUCAUGGCCUCUACCAGUUCCUGGAUAAGAAGGAUCGCUUGGCCUUGUGCCAACUAUGGCGGGCCAUUAUCUUGCGGGAUGAUGCAGCCAUGAAGAAGCAUUCUGCUGAGCUUGGUGUUGAAGAUUACUUCCUGUUCUGUGAAAUCCUAAUGCAAAGACCAAUUCAUAUGGAGCAAUUGUGGCAGUCUGGCAUGCUGAGCCAUGCAGAGACAGCUUACAUGCAGGAAAUGGCCCAAGAACACUUUGCCCGAAUCAUGGAGGUGCUGAAGGCCUUGCCCCGCCCCAUGCUGCUUGUCCUGCGCAACAUCAACACCGUACGUGCCAUCACCAUGACCCUGAAGGCCCCUGUGGACCGUUACUUCCUCAUGGCUAAAAGUGCUGUAAGGAGCUGGAGCCGCCUGGUGGGAGAGCAGACUCGAGGUACCUUCUACCGACGCCUUGUGAAUUGGGUCAAGGUCACAUGGGAGAGCUUCAAGUUUGAAAUUGUCCUCAGGUUGGAGAUGUUAUCAAUGCACCUAACCUCCAUGAUCAUCAAAUUCCUGGUUUACCUGGGUGUCAUGCCUGAACCCGAGGAGAUAUUCAAGAAAAUGGAGCCCUAGGUCUGGGUGGCCCUGUCAUACCCACCCUCAGCUGCACAGAUUCACCUCCUUCAACAAAGAAAGGAGGAGUAGGCAUCAGCCACCAGGGCAGCAAGACCCACAGGAGUCAAGUGGCCAAGAACAGGGAGAUGACAGACAAGUAUCUCUCUACUUGCUCGGACUAAGGCAGAGGAGGCCCAUUAGGACACAGAAUAAAGGAGUGGAUACAAUGCUCAA
Messenger RNA from Vombatus ursinus (common wombat), 2148 nucleotides. It is a transcript of the gene ADCK5, whose product is annotated as aarF domain containing kinase 5. Bases 85 to 1932 code for a protein of 615 amino acids. The record is from RefSeq and is a predicted model, not a curated record. The transcript is spliced from 14 exons. NCBI's taxonomy places the organism in Eukaryota, Metazoa, Chordata, Mammalia, Diprotodontia, Vombatidae.